AACUAGUAGGCGCGGCUAUUCACCAACACGGAAGUGCCUGCAUCACUGUGGCCAUCGCUCUGUCGGACUUCUUGACUACUUUUGUUUGGACUCUAUUUUUCUCUAAACUCUUUACCUUCGUCACCUUCUCCACGCAAUGUUUACACCGAGGAUGUUGUUGCUGCGGUCUCCCGCGUCCUUGACGACCAGACAUCUGUGCAUUGGUGCGAGGAAGGGAAAGGCGCCCGACAUGGCGGAAGGAAAUCCACUCUUGCACGUGUCAAACGUGCGGAACAGGCUGAGAGAAAUCGUGGGUGCCUCCACCAACUGGAGCGACCACCAGCAGGCCAUGGCGGAGCGAGUCUCCCUCUCCUCCAUGUUGGCCAAGUCCCAAAGCGAGCUUCCCGUCAAGCGCAUGAAGGACAGCCUCCUGGAAGUCCACCUGCCUCUGGGCUCCGAGCCGCAGCUCAGAGAGAAGUACCUGACCUUCCACAACAGCGUCAGGUUUGGACGCAUCCUGGAGGAUUUGGACAGUUUAGCAGUGCUCAUCUCCUACUCCCACACUUACAAUCCAGCCCUGAAGAGGUCGCCGUUGUCUAUUGUCACCGCCCUGGUGGACAAAAUAGACAUGAGGCAGCAGGGCAUCUAUCCCGACUGCGACAUCAAGUUCACCGGUCAUGUGACGUGGGUGGGAAACACCUCCAUCGAAGCCAAGAUGCACGUGGCGCAGUAUCGAGACGGAGCUUAUUCUCCAGUGUUGGAUGCAACUUUUGUCAUGGUGGCUCGAGAUCCAGAGAACAAGAGAGCGGCCUUUGUCAAUCCACUGAAACCGGAGGGUCCCGAAGAAGAGGAACUCUUCCAGCAGGGAGAAGCGAACAAGACCCGCCGCGUGGAGCUGAGCACCGCGUCCCUCCUGAAGGUGGCGCCGACGGCCGAGGAGAGGAAAAUAGUCCACGGCCUUUUCCUCAACACUCUGGACACCAAGACGGUCAGCUUCCGCAGCCGAGUGUUGCCUCCCAGCUCCGUGUGGAUGGAAGACGGCAAGCUGAAAGGCUUGGAGAUCUGCCACCCUCAGGAGAGGAACAUUUUCAACAGGAUCUUUGGAGGUUUCCUCAUGAGGAAGGCCUACGAGCUGGGCUGGGCAAACGCCUCCUCCUUUGGAGGGUGUCGGCCCAGUCUGGUUGCCGUCGACGACAUCCUCUUCCAGAAGCCUGUGGAGAUCGGUUCCUUGCUGCUGCUGUCGUCACAGGUGUGCUACACGGAGGGCAAGCACAUCCAGGUCAGAGUUCACAGCGAGGUCUUCGACCCGCUCACACGGCAGCACAACACCACCAAUGUCUUCCACUUCACCUUCGUGUCGGACCGUGACGUUCCCAGCAUCAUCCCUCAGACGUACGGAGAGUCCAUGUUGUACCUGGACGGGAAGCGCCACUUCAACCAAACAGUGGAAUAGUUACAGAGCACCUUACUCCAUGCACACAAAAGUGUGGUGUUGUUUACUUUGGCUUCAGUGGGAACAUGCUUUACAUUUGCGUUACUGAUUUCCUUUUCUUUUCAUUGUUUGGACACACGUGGUCAGUCUGCCUCUACUUCCUGUAAAUGACACCUGACUGACUGUAUGCACUGCUUUUGAUUUAUAUCAUAUAUAUAUAUAUAUAUUUAUAUUCCUCUUUGACUUUAUGUUACUUUCUUCACUUUGGAGCAACUUUAUGUUUGCCUGUAAGUUGUGUACCAUGCAAAUAAAUGUAAUUUUUAUUCGU
Entelurus aequoreus (snake pipefish) is the source of this 1739-nucleotide messenger RNA. It is a transcript of the gene acot9.1, whose product is annotated as acyl-CoA thioesterase 9, tandem duplicate 1. Gene Ontology annotation, cellular component: mitochondrion. NCBI's taxonomy places the organism in Eukaryota, Metazoa, Chordata, Actinopteri, Syngnathiformes, Syngnathidae. Gene Ontology annotation, molecular function: fatty acyl-CoA hydrolase activity. Gene Ontology annotation, biological process: acyl-CoA metabolic process. The transcript is spliced from 16 exons. The coding region runs from base 137 to 1432 and encodes 431 amino acids. The record is from RefSeq and is a predicted model, not a curated record.